Ziziphus jujuba (common jujube) is the source of this 1107-nucleotide messenger RNA. RefSeq names its product (+)-cis,trans-nepetalactol synthase NEPS1-like. Gene Ontology annotation, molecular function: oxidoreductase activity. The record is from RefSeq and is a predicted model, not a curated record. The coding region runs from base 207 to 1004 and encodes 265 amino acids. The transcript has a single exon. Lineage: Eukaryota; Viridiplantae; Streptophyta; Magnoliopsida; Rosales; Rhamnaceae.
GUCAAAAGAUGCUGUAAAACGUACCAUUCUUUCAGCUUUUAUUUUCAUUUUCUAAGGGUCAUGAUUCAUGACAAGACAUAGCAUAGAGUAAAGGCCAAUUAUUUUUUCGAAAGCAAAUAAAAACCCAAAACCCAAUUUCUACUUUUAGAGGCAAUAUUGGAAACUAGCUGAUUGUCCCAAAAAAUAAAUAAAUAAUAAAAUAAAAAAUGGCUGAUCUUCAACCAAUGAAAAGCAAGAAGCUUGAAGGAAAAGUAGCAAUAGUCACUGGCGGUGCCAGCGGCAUCGGUGAAGCCACGGCGCACAACUUCAUCAACCACGGUGCACGCGCAGUAGUGAUCGCUGACAUCCAAGAUGAAAAGGGCCAAAACGUCGCCGCAUCGAUCGAUUCCGACCGCUGCACAUACAUCCACUGCGACGUUACAGACGAAGACCAGGUCAAGUCCCUUGUGGAAUCCACAGUUUCAAUUUACGGCUGCCUCGACAUCAUGUUCAGCAACGCCGGCAUUUCCAGCCUUAGAAGCCAAACAGUAUUGGACCUGGAAUUCUCCGAGUUCGACAAGAUCAUGACCGUGAACGCACGCGGCAUGGCGGCGUGUGUGAAGCACGCCGCACGUGCGAUGAAGGAAGGAGGAGUUAGGGGGAGCAUAAUAUGCACGUCGAGCGUUUUGGGUUCACGAGGGGCCGGAGUUAGCACGGACUACGCGAUGUCGAAGCAUGCUGUGGUGGGUCUCAUGAGGUCGGCGAGUUUGCAGCUCGCCGGCCAUGGGAUUCGCGUGAACUGCGUGUCGCCGGGCCCGGUGGGGACGCCUGGCGCGUGCAAGACUUUGGGAAUCGAUGAGGAGCGUGCGGAUGAAGUGGUGGAGCCUUUGUCGCGGUUGAAAGGUGUGCUGAGGAAGAAGCAUGUGGCUGAAGCGGUGUCGUUUUUGGCAUCUGAUGAGUCGGAGUUCGUUACUGGUCUUGAUUUGGCUGUCGACGGUGGGUUUGUUGCUCCGGCAGCUCCUUAGUCAGUCAUGAUUUUGUUGGUGGGUUUAUAGCCGUUGACCAAAAAGUUAAUGAAUUAAAAGAAUCUUUGGUUAAAUAAUUUAAAGUUCUUUUUUCCUUAAAUAA